AUUAUCGUCGGAAUUAUUAAACCUGAAAAGCAAGGUCUGACAAUGCGGGCGGUGAGAGUUUUUGCAUUAAUUUUAUCGGUAGUCCUGUCGGUGUGUUCUCAGGAAGCAGAAAAUGAAGAGAAUUUGACUCGCAUCCGUCGCCAAGCCAGUGGUACCAACGGAAAUUCAAAAUAUACCGUAAAUAUCAAUGGAGGCAAAUUAACACUUCAACCGAUCAGGAAUCGCGCUGAUGGAAGCAUCACUAUUCCGAUUGAGUGGUCCAACAUAAUUCCUCCCCAAACACUAACUUGCAGCAAUAACAACAGCACUAUGGGAAGUUCUGGGACCGCAACUAUCGAACUCACUCCUGCACAGAGAAAAAAGAUAACAAAUGAACUAAAACGGCUUUUAAACAAACGAAAUGGAAAUAAUGUGGUCUAUAUGGGGAACCGUGUUAACCUUGGAAGGGGUAGAAAUCGGAAUAACCGUAUUCGGUGGGUAAAUAGAGGAAUUCGGUUGAACCGCAGAAAUAGACGGGCACGCUGGGUUUUGCUAGCUAACUAAGCACGGACUUUUACUAAAUUUUGAUCUUGAAUAAAUUGCUUCUAACUGCAAAGAA
Molecule: messenger RNA, 598 nt
Organism: Hermetia illucens (black soldier fly)
Lineage: Eukaryota; Metazoa; Arthropoda; Insecta; Diptera; Stratiomyidae
Exons: 2
Coding region: 43-543 (166 amino acids)
Source: RefSeq, a predicted model, not a curated record